AUGUUGGAUUGGGUGAUUAUACAAUUUUAUGGGCAUCCUAAUGUUAAUCAAAGGUCAGUUAUAUGGAAUCAAGUUUCGAGUUUUAUUGCAACCAUUGCUCAGCCAAUUGUUAUGAUUGGAGAUUUUAAUCAAGUUUUGUGUAUUUAUGAAAAACAUAGUAAGGUAGGUAGACCUAUUCAAGGGGCUAAGGUUCUCAUGAAUCUUAUAAAUGAUCAUGGAUUUGUAGACUUACCUUCGUCUGGGGUUCGUUUUACUUGGUCCAACAAUCGGAGAGGUCCGGAUGUGUCUAGUGAGAAACUUGACAGAGCAGUGGCUACAUCAGGAUGGAUGCAACAGUUUCGCCAUGUGGUUCUUCUUGCUCUUCCUAUUCAGAGAUCAGAUCAUAUGGAUAUGAACCCUGUACCUGGAAAAUAUGGUAAAUCACAUUUUGAAUAUAAAUCUCCCCCAAGUUAA
This is a messenger RNA of Camellia sinensis, 453 nucleotides long. The record is from RefSeq and is a predicted model, not a curated record. Lineage: Eukaryota; Viridiplantae; Streptophyta; Magnoliopsida; Ericales; Theaceae.